This is a messenger RNA of Salvelinus namaycush (lake trout), 4482 nucleotides long. RefSeq names its product protein kinase C beta type-like. Lineage: Eukaryota; Metazoa; Chordata; Actinopteri; Salmoniformes; Salmonidae. Gene Ontology annotation, molecular function: protein serine/threonine kinase activity; ATP binding. The record is from RefSeq and is a predicted model, not a curated record. The annotation marks the transcript as partial. Gene Ontology annotation, biological process: protein phosphorylation. The transcript has 8 exons.
GUGAUGUUAGCGGAGCGUAAAGGGGCAGACGAGCUGUACGCCGUAAAGAUCCUGAAGAAGGAUGUAGUGAUUCAGGAUGAUGAUGUGGAGUGCACCAUGGUGGAGAAGAGAGUCCUGGCCCUGUCAGGGAAACCUCCCUUCCUCACACAGCUCCACUCCUGCUUCCAGACCAUGGACAGGUUAUAUUUUGUGAUGGAGUAUAUCAACGGAGGAGACCUCAUGUAUCAGAUCCAGCAGGUCGGCAAGUUCAAGGAACCCCACGCUGUUUUCUAUGCUGCAGAGAUCUCCAUCGGCCUCCUCUUCCUCCAUUCCAAAGGCAUCGUUUACCGGGAUCUGAAGCUGGACAACGUGAUGCUGGAUGCAGAGGGACACAUUAAGAUAGCUGACUUUGGGAUGUGUAAAGAGAACAUGUUAGACGGUGUCACCACCAAGACCUUCUGUGGGACCCCAGACUACAUCGCUCCUGAGAUCAUAGCUUACCAGCCCUAUGGGAAGUCCGUGGACUGGUGGGCCUUUGGAGUUCUGCUCUACGAGAUGCUGGCUGGACAGCCUCCGUUCGAUGGUGAGGAUGAGGAUGAGUUGUUUCAGUCCAUCAUGGAGCACCACGUCUCCUACCCCAAGUCCAUGUCCAAGGAGGCUGUCGCCAUCUGCAAAGGGUUGAUGACUAAGCACCCAGGGAAACGUCUGGGCUGUGGUCCGGAGGGGGAGAGGGAUAUAAAGGAACAUGCCUUCUUCCGUUACAUGGACUGGGACAAACUGGAGAACAAGGAAGUCCAGCCGCCCUUCAAACCCAAAGCUUGUGGUCGCGACGCAGAGAACUUUGACCGUUUCUUUACACGCCACCCCCCCGUCUUGACCCCCCCUGACCAGGAGGUCAUCAUGAACCUGGACCAGGAAGAGUUCCAGGGAUUCUCAUUUGUUAACCCAGAGUACCCCGACAUGGACUGACCAAUCACAGCGCUGCAUUAGCUCCAUGAUCCUGCCCCCUUCUUCCAGAUCUCAUUUCAUUACCAGGAUAUGGUUUAGGACCAAGGGUGUGUCCCAAUCACCUCUCCUCCCUCUUGAGCGUGCACUUGUCCACUACUCCCGAGUGGCGCGGCGGUCUAAGGCACUGCAUCUCAGUUCAAGAAGCGUCACUACAGUCCCUGGUUCAAAUCUAGGCUUUAUUACAGCGGUCUAAGGCACUGUAUCUCAGUGCUGGAGUCGUCACUACAGACCCUGGUUCAAAUCCAGGCUGUAUCACAUGAUCGGGAGUCCUAAUAGGGCGGGGCACGAUUGGCCCAGUGUCGUCCAGUUUUGGCCGGGGGUUUGACCGUCAUUAUAAAUAAGAAUUUGUUCUUAACUGACUUGCCUAGUCAAAUGAAGGUUAAAUACAUUUUUUUUUAAAUAAACACAAAUGUAAAAACAUUGUAAUGGUGUAAAGCUGGAGUAGAGCUUCCAUUUUACCACUCAUUUCCUUUCAAGUGAACAAGUGCAUACUUUGGGAGAGAAGGGGAGAGAAUUGGGGCAUAGCCUAGUCCCUACUACCCAUAUCUACUGUUCAAACCCUAACCUAAACACAGAUCUAGGAUCAGAUUCCCCCCAAUGCCCCAGUCUGAACCAUUAUGGAGAUCUGACCUCUGAUCAGCGGUUAAAGACAACUUCUACUCAACAGAACAGAAGGACCCAAUGUGUCUAUGAAAUCCUAUAAAUGCUGAAUCCAAUCGAUUUUAACUCAUCAAUAAUAAAAUCAAUCAGUUACAUUCCACCAUCAACCAAUCAAAUGACCUCCCACUGUUCUGGGACCAAUAUUGACCGACUGAUCGAACUGAUCGACUUUCUACUAUUAAUGAUCAAUCAGGGUAUUGUUUUUGUAUUGAUUAGGGAUUUACUGUCAGAAUUGUUAUGACGUGUUAGCAUGUUAGCAUGUUAGCAUCAUGUUAUUACAGGGAGGGAGGCUGAAUAUACGUAGCCUCCUUGGUACUGUCACCACCACCACCUCACACACCAUGUUACGUUACUGUAAAACUGUGCCAAAGCAGGGUCAGAGUUCAGGGUCCAGUGUCCUCCGUUACCAGGGAGACACACUGCAGCCAUUUUGUGCCACAGAGCCCAACAACCACACCUCAGAAUAGUAUUCACUGCAACUGGAAACGCACAGACACACUGCAGCCAUUUUGUGCCACAGAGCCCAAUAACCACACCUCAGAAUAGCAGUCACUGCAACUGGAAACACACAGACACACCAGGGUUCAUCUCCAGUAGUCUGUCAACCCGGUCCAACCACCCAUCUCUAGAUAUCGCUCUGAGACCAGGGCCCAUUCCCUCUAUAGUGACCUGCUAUUGACCAGAGAGGGCCCAUUCCCUCUAUAGUGACCUGCUAUUGACCAGAGAGGGCCCAUUCCCUCUAUAGUGACCUGCUAUUGACCAGAGAGGGCCCAUUCCCUCUAUAGUGACCUGCGAUUGACCAGAGAGGGCCCAUUCCCUCUAUAGUGACCUGUUAUCGGUCAGGUCCCUGGGCCAUUCCCUCUAUAGUGACCUGCUAUUGACCAGAGAGGGCCCAUUCCCUCCAUAGUGACCUGUUAUCGAUCAGGUCCCUGGCCCAUUCCCUCUAUAGUGACCUGUUAUCGAUCAGGUCCCUGGCCCAUUCCCUCUAUAGUGACCUGUUAUCGAUCAGGUCCCUGGCCCAUUCCCUCUAUAGUGACCUGUUAUUGACCAGAGAGGGCCCAUUCCCUCCAUAGUGACCUGUUAUCGAUCAGGUCCCUGGCCCAUUCCCUCUAUAGUGACCUGUUAUCGACCAGGUCCCUGGCCCAUUCCCUCUAUAGUGACCUGUUAUCGAUCAGGUCCCUGGCCCAUUCCCUCUAUAGUGACCUGCUAUUGACCAGAGAGGGCCCAUUCCCUCUAUAGUGACCUGCUAUUGACCAGAGAGGGCCCAUUCCCUCUAUAGUGACCUGCUAUUGACCAGAGAGGGCCCAUUCCCUCUAUAGUGACCUGCUAUUGACCAGAGAGGGCCCAUUCCCUCUAUAGAGACCUGCUAUUGACCAGAGAGGGCCCAUUCCCUCCAUAGUGACCUGUUAUCGAUCAGGUCCCUGGCCCAUUCCCUCUAUAGUGACCUGCUAUUGACCAGAGAGGGCCCAUUCCCUCCAUAGUGACCUGUUAUCGAUCAGGUCCCUGGCCCAUUCCCUCUAUAGAGACCUGCUAUUGACCAGAGAGGGCCCAUUCCCUCUAUAGUGACCUGUUAUCGAUCAGGUCCCUGGCCCAUUCCCUCUAUAGAGACCUGCUAUUGACCAGAGAGGGCCCAUUCCCUCCAUAGUGACCUGUUAUCGAUCAGGUCCCUGGCCCAUUCCCUCUAUAGAGACCUGCUAUUGACCAGAGAGGGCCCAUUCCUUCUAUAGUGACCUGUUAUCGAUCAGGUCCCUGACCCAUUCCCUCUAUAGAGACCUGCUAUUGACCAGAGAGGGCCCAUUCCCUCUAUAGUGACCUGCUAUUGACCAGAGAGGGCCCAUUCCCUCUAUGGUGACCUGCUAUUGACCAGAGAGGGCCCAUUCCCUCUAUGGUGACCUGCUAUUGACCAGAGAGGGCCCAUUCCCUCUAUAGUGACCUGCUAUUGACCAGAGAGGGCCCAUUCCCUCUAUAGUGACCUGCUAUUGACCAGAGAGGGCCCAUUCCCUCUAUAGUGACCUGUUAUCGAUCAGGUCCCUGGCCCAGUAGAAAGUAGUGCACUGCAUUAUCUGACCACUGCCAAACAGGGAUGUUAUAGUUGAUACUUAACCAGGGGAGUUAGUUAGUACUGGUUUAGUUAACCAUGGUGUUAGUUAGUACUAGUUUAGUUAACUAGGGGGUUAGUUAGUUAGUACUUGGUUAGUUAACCAGGGGGGUUAGUUAGUACUAGGUUAGUUAACUGGUUAUUAGUACCGGGGGGGUGGGCGGUGUUCUGUAACUGUUUAAAGAGAGAUCUGAUUAUAUUACCAGUUAAAUGUGUCAAACCUGGAAAAUACUGGAACAUUUCUUUUCUUGUGUCAAGAGUGACUGGGUAUGAUGAGGAGGAUUACAAUGAUGAUGAGGAUGAUAACAAUGAGAAUGAGGAUGGUAAAUGAGGAUAAUGAGGAUGUUGAUGAUAAUGAUAAUGAUAAUGAUGAUGAUAAUGAGGAUGGUAAUGAGGAUGAUGUUGAUAAUGAUGAUGAUCAUGAGGAUGGUAAUGAGGAUGAUGAUGAUGUUGAUAAUGAGGAUGAUGAUGGCUGAAUCUUGUUUUGUGUGUCCGCUGAGCUAAAGGCUAUAGGCCUCAUCUGAUCUUGUUUUGUGUGUCCGCUGAGCUAAAGGCUAUAGGCCUUAUCUGAUCUUGGGGAGUUAACUCAAGUGUCUACUGUCUUACAGGAAACUUACAGAGAUGUGUAACGAUGUAGGGAGAGGGGGUGUGUCGUUGAUCUUGUGUAAGUGUAAAUCUGUCUUCUGAUUGGAUAAUAUAAUAUAACUCAACUCACCUCCUGGUGCCUAACGUCUCAA